AACCCUAAAAACCCUUGAUAUAAAAGAAACUCUCGUCGCCUCCGCUCUCAUUUCUCCAUCUUCAGCUCAGCGAGGAAGCCUGUUUCUGCAACUUCACAGCCAUGGGUAAGGGAACGGGGAGUUUCGGUAAGAGGAGGAACAAGACACACACACUGUGUGUUAGGUGCGGCCGCCGCAGUUUUCACCUUCAGAAGAGCCGCUGCUCCGCCUGCGCUUACCCCGCCGCCCGCAAGAGGACCUAUAACUGGAGUGUUAAAGCUAUACGCCGAAAGACCACCGGAACUGGACGCAUGAGGUACCUUCGCAACGUACCCCGCAGAUUCAAGACCAACUUCAGAGAAGGUACUGAAGCUGCACCAAGGAAGAAGGUUGCUGCUGCUUCUGCCUAAGUGUAGGCUUCUCUUGAUUGUACUUUUCCAUUCGUAUUCCGAAAGAAUUAGAGUGCAAGUUAAUUUUGAAACUCCAAUUUUCGUUUGUUGGAUACUUAGUUUUGGUUCUGAUUUUGUUGAUGUACUUUGUUGGGCAUCUUAUUAUGGAUGAUCAAAGACCAUUUUUUUACUUAUGUGCUUUCUUUCGUUAUUAUAACUAUCUUUCUUUUCUCG
Messenger RNA from Erythranthe guttata (spotted monkey flower), 602 nucleotides. RefSeq names its product large ribosomal subunit protein eL37x. Gene Ontology annotation, cellular component: ribosome; cytosolic large ribosomal subunit. NCBI's taxonomy places the organism in Eukaryota, Viridiplantae, Streptophyta, Magnoliopsida, Lamiales, Phrymaceae. Gene Ontology annotation, molecular function: structural constituent of ribosome; RNA binding. The record is from RefSeq and is a predicted model, not a curated record. Gene Ontology annotation, biological process: translation.